AUGUCUGAUAAUAAAAGAUGUUUAAGUGGAUUUCAAAAAAGAAAAAAAAGAAAAGAAAUUCAAGAACAGAUGUCAAAACUACCUAAAAUUAAAAACUUUUUUUCGUCAAUCCCAGCUGAUGUCUCUGAAAUAGAUGUAAAUCCAGAAAAUCAAGAUUCAGAAUUCAGUGUAUCAAAAUCAAAUGAUCAUGUUGGAUUAUUCCUGUCAUCGGAGCUUCAAAUCAAUAAUAUACAUGAUUCGACUACAGAAAAUAAAGAAACAGAAUUGAGUGUAUCUAAAUCAAAUGAUCAUGGUGGAUUAUUCCUGUCGUCAGAACUUCAAAUCAAUAAUAUACAUGAUUCCACUACAGAAUAUGACAUAUCUAAAUUUCUUGUUGUAUUCAUAUUAUGUUUAAAUUUUAAUAUUCAUAAUGAAUAUCCAACUGACAGAAUUCAUUUUAAAGAAAAUAUUAUGGACAAUAAUACUAAAAGAUGUAUUUUAACAUACGGACCUUGUAGACCAGACAUUGUUUUUCCAAUAACAACAAAAGACAAUGGUAAAUCUCUCCAUUUUUCAAAAUUUUAUUACAACAAAACACUGAAGUCUGGUAUACAAGUGCCAAGAUUCUGGCUGUGUUAUUCUGUUGGUUUAGACUCAGUUUAUUGUGAAACUUGUUGGUUAUUUGCUAAUCGCCUCUAUUCAUUUUUCAACAAUGUCUGGAUUAAUGGAGUGGAUGACUGGCAACAUUUAUCUAUUAAAAUUGACAAACAUGAAAUGUCAAUGCAGCACAUUGAUGCCUGUAAAAUACGUGUUUUAUGGGUUAAAAAUGCAACAAUUGAUAAAGUCACUGAACGCCAAUAUUCAGAAGAAGCUACAUUCUGGAGAAAUGUGUUGCAUAGAAUUAUAAAAAUAAUUCUAUAUCUUACUUCUGGCAAUACUGCAUUAAGAGGUCAUGAACAUAAAAAUAAAUAUAAUCCAGAACAACUUGAUGGAGAAGGUAACUUUAUGCGCUCAGUGAGAUUGUUGGCUGAUUAUGAUCCUACCAUGAAUGAACUUUUGAAAGAUGAACAAAAAAAAAUAAAAUAUUUUAGUUGGAAGAUUCAAAAUGAAUUAAUUGAACUUCUCGCCACAAGUACUCAAAACUUUCUGUGUGAAGAAAUAAGACAUUCACAAUGUUUCUCUAUUAUUAUGGAUUCGACGCAAGAUAUUACCAAACUUGAUCAAGUCAGUAUAGUUAUAAGGUAUGUGGUAAUAAAUCAUAAUGAAUUAAAUAUAAGUGUUAAAGAAUCAUUUUUGGGAUUCUUCGUCAUUGAAAAACACGGAGCACAAGAUUAUGAAGAAUUAAUCACUGAUAUAUUAUUAAAGUUAAAUAUAGAUAUCAAUAAAUGCAGAGGGCAGGGGUAUGAUGGGGCUUCUGUCAUGAGUGGCAUAUACUCUGGAGUCCAAAAACGAAUAAAAGACAAAGUACCUACUGCAUCUUACAUUCACUGUUGUGCCCACAAUUUGAAUUUAGUCAUAUCAGAUGCAGCUAAAAUUUCUCAAAAAGUAGUAUCAUUUUUUGAAACCAUUCAAGCGGUUUUCAAUUUCUUUAGUGUCAGUGCUCCAAGGUGGGCUUGUUUAGCAUUUGGUAAUGAUGAAUACAGAAAGGUUAAACUAAAAGUUUUAAAAAGAGUGUGCCCAACCCGAUGGGAAUCACGACAUGAGUCUAUUAAUGCAUUGAAGUUGAGGUUUAUAGAUGUCUUGAAAGCAUUAACUAAUAUAUCUUUAACCAGUACUAAAAAAGAUGAAAAAGCAUCUAGUACGUCUUUAAAAAAAAAACUAGAAUCCAUAGAAUUUGUCCUUAUUUUAUGUGUUUGGGAAAAGGUAUUGAGAGCACUAGAUGGGGUAUCCAAAUCACUUCAGAAUCCGAAUACAAAUUUGCAAAAUGCAUGUCAAAAUUUAAAAGAAGCUAAAACAGUUAUAGAAAAUUUAAGAGAUAAUUAUGGAAAUAUAUUACUGGAAUGUAAAGAUUUAUGCUCUAGAUGGGGAAUUUCUCUUAAUUUUCAUAUGAAAAGAAAUAUGUUUGCAUCAAAAUACUUUGAUGAAGUUGAUGGUGAUCGUCGUUUAAAUGUAACCAAUGAAAAUUUCCGGAUUAAAAUUUUUCUACCUGUAAUUGAUACAGUACUAUUCCAAUUAAACUCAAGGUUUCAAGGACUACAACAAGUAACAGAGAAUUUUAAUUUUUUAUUUCCUACAAUUUUGAUUAAAUUGAAUGAAAAUGAAAUCGCUAAAGCUUCGAUGGACUUUUUUUAUUUAUAUAAUGAUGACAUUUCUCCAGACUUUACCAGACAAUUAUUGUGUUUAAGAGGAUUAUUAAACACAACAAUUCAAACAAUUAAGGACCUUGCUUUGUUUAUAAUUAAAAAUGAUUUCUGUACAACAUACUGUGAUGUUAUAACAGCAUGUAUAAUUUAUAUUUCAUUGCCAGUGACAGUAGCAACGGCGGAAAGGUCGUUCUCAAAAUUAAAAUUAAUCAAAAACUAUUUGAGGAAUAGUAUGGGUCAGGAUCGCCUUUCUAAUAUUGCUAUUUUAAAUAUAGAAAAAGAUGUAGCUAAUAAUUUGGACUUGGAAAAAAUGAUUUCUACAUUUGCCGAAACCAAAACCAAAACCAAAACCAGAAAAAAGAACUUUCUCAAGUAA
This is a messenger RNA of Aphis gossypii (cotton aphid), 2658 nucleotides long. RefSeq names its product zinc finger MYM-type protein 1-like. Lineage: Eukaryota; Metazoa; Arthropoda; Insecta; Hemiptera; Aphididae. Gene Ontology annotation, molecular function: protein dimerization activity. The coding region runs from base 1 to 2658 and encodes 885 amino acids. The record is from RefSeq and is a predicted model, not a curated record. The transcript has 5 exons.